CCCGGCGACAAGGUGGUACAAGCCAUGAGGUUGGAGCGCGCGCGGAAAGGCUCUCGUAAAGCGCUCGGAGGAAGCUUCGGAGUUGCCCCAGCUGAUCGGCCGCGGUUUCCAGUGCGAACGUGCUCCAUUUUAUGACUGUUGGCAGGGAGGAGAAAGAGGGGAGGAAAAGGAAGAAUACACAUAAAAUAGGCGAUGGCGCUUCCAAAGAGAGGUGACUUGAAUGAGGAGGAGAGAGCAUUGCUUGAAGUCAUCAGCAGCGGAAACAACGAAGAAGCUUCAAGACUCCUUGGCAGCAAGACUGUCCGUGUGAAUUGUUUAGAUGAGCAUGGAAUGACUCCUCUAAUGCACGCAGCAUAUAAAGGUAAAACUGAUAUAUGCAGACUAUUGAUGCAACAUGGAGCUGAUGUAAACUGCAACAAUCAUGAAUAUGGAUAUACUGCCUUAAUGUUUGCUGGGCUCUCAGGCAACAAAGAAAUAACCCGGAUGGUGUUAGAGGCUGGAGCAGAGAUUGAUGUCGUCAAUUCUGUGGGGAGAACUGCAGCUCAGAUGGCUGCUUUUGUGGGUCAGCAUGAUUGUGUAACAGUUAUCAACAAUUUCUUUCCACGUGAAAAGCUAAACUACUACACAAAACCACAAGGACUGGAUAAAGAACCCAAGCUUCCAAUUAAGCUAGCUGGACCUCUACAUAAGAUCAUUACAACUACUAAUUUGCAUCCUGUUAAGGUUGUGUUGCUGGUGAAAGAAAAUCCUCUUUUGACAGAAGUUGAAGCAAUGCAGAAAUGUUACAAAAUAUUGGAUCUGAUCUGUGAGAAGUGCAUGAAGCAGAGAGAAAUGAAUGAAGUCCUUGCAAUUAAAAUGCACUACAUUAGCUGCAUUUUCAAAAAAUGUAUUCUUUUCCUCGAGCGGGAAGACAAAUUGGAUGGAUUAAUCAAAAGCCUAUUAAAAGGCAGAGAGAGAGAUGGAUUUCCAGUUUAUCAAGAGAAGAUCAUCAGGGAAUCUAUUCGAAAAUUUCCUUACUGUGAAACUACCUUGCUGCAGCAGCUUGUGAGAAACAUUUCUCCUGUUGAAAUUGGUUCUGAUCCCACAGCAUUUUCUGUACUUACACAAGCUAUUACUGGCCAAAUAGGCUUUAUAGAUGCUGAAUUUUGUACAACGUGUGGGGAAAAAGGAGCAAACAAAAGAUGUUCCACGUGCAAAAUGGUUAUUUACUGUGAUCAGGCUUGCCAGAAAAUGCACUGGUUUACACACAAGAAAUCAUGCAGCAUGCUAAAGAAGAUUUAUGAGAAGCAGACGGUAGAAGCAGCUAAAGAAAAAAAUAAAGAGCAGAAAACUCUCUAGAGAGAUGAUACAAAAGUAAGGCAAUGCCUUCCAGCCAGGGAUCCCCUUCCUGUGCCAGCUGUCCAAGCUUCCUUGCAACCCAGUGCUCUGUUGUGGGAUUGUUGGCCGUUUCCCAUGUUCUGCCAAAUCAGGCAGAGAAGCAGCUCCAUGUCUGCUCACCAAGUCCUGACCUCUUCUUUUGAUCAAACUUUUCUUCACAACAAAGCAGCUGCCAUCACAAGGCACCAUUUUUUUUGCCACGACCAAUUAAUUUCCCCCCACAGAUCCUUCCCCAAUAAAACAGAAAAAGCCAGCUGAAGUCCCAAGUUGAUGUGAUCUAAGCCAGCAAGUCAAACUGCCUAUGGACACCUUUUCUUUGCAAGCACUCCAGGGCAGAGACUUCAUAGUGCACAGCUCAGAAUGUCAAAUGGAGCCAAGAAGGCUUUCCUUUGGGUUGCUUCAAGUCAAAGAACAAUGGGUGGUAGAUACACAAGAGAUAUCAUGGAUCUUUCCACGAUAGACACCCAGUCACAUAUAUGGUAAAACAAACAGGAACAGAGAACAAGGGAACUGUCUCAGCUCUCCACACAGGCAACUCAGGCAAAAGGAACCUUGUUGACACCCUAUCUCUUAGCACUUCCCCCUUUCGGUACCCAUAUUGGAUUAGUGAUGCUCACCCAGAUAGCAGGAAAACCUUUUUCUCUUGUGGAUCCUUUUCCAUCAAAAUGUUGAGAAAUUGAGUCAUGACAACAGGACUUUUUUGUUUGUUUGAAAUGUUUUGCUACUAAUCAGGUAGCUUCUUCAGUCUGACCAAGCUAGUUAGUCUAUUCACAUUAGAAAAAAAAAUGAAACAACCUUGGAGGGCAUAUAUGGGGUUCCCUUAAACAAGCUCCUUAGACUGAACAAGCUAGAUAUUUUGUGCAGAAAUGAUACUUUUACUAUUAAAAAUAUUUACACAUAUAGUGUCACAUUUUGGUUAAGUUUCUACUUUUAAUUUAUUUUCAAAUUAACAGAAAAAGUAGUUUCCUGUAUUAGUUGGAAUUCAAGCAAGAGGGUGUCAGUUUUCUAUAUUACUUACCAAAAUGUACAU
Thamnophis sirtalis is the source of this 2407-nucleotide messenger RNA. It is a transcript of the gene ANKMY2, whose product is annotated as ankyrin repeat and MYND domain containing 2. Gene Ontology annotation, molecular function: protein binding. The record is from RefSeq and is a predicted model, not a curated record. NCBI's taxonomy places the organism in Eukaryota, Metazoa, Chordata, Lepidosauria, Squamata, Natricidae.